Messenger RNA from Beta vulgaris subsp. vulgaris (sugar beet), 2139 nucleotides. RefSeq lists its product as hypothetical. Lineage: Eukaryota; Viridiplantae; Streptophyta; Magnoliopsida; Caryophyllales; Amaranthaceae. The transcript has a single exon. The record is from RefSeq and is a predicted model, not a curated record. Bases 572 to 1834 code for a protein of 420 amino acids.
GAAAAAGAGAGGCAUGACAUUAUUUUCUUAUAACAUCAUCAUCUGCAUUCAUUUUCUCUCAUUCCACCUACUUUCUUCACCCACCUCAACUUGCUCAAAUUCCUUCUUUUCCACUGUAUCUUAAUUCUUUCCUAUCUUUUUCUACUGAAUUUUUUUCUGCUUUGUCUUAUCUUACAUUGAGUUUACUUGAAGUUGAUAUAUUCAUACCUUUAAGAAUCACCAACUGUUUUAAGACUCUUAGAGAGCAUCUUUUACUUAAGUAAUAGCUUCUUGAUCAACCACCACUUAAAAUUAUUCAUCCUUGUUGUUUUCAAUACUCUAUAUUUAUAGACUACAUUGUUAAUGGAAGUCUUUCCUUUUCUAGUAUAUGAUAUGUCAUCAUCUUUAUGCAAAUGUAACUUCUCUCUUUAUUUCACUGAAAUUAUGUGGUUUUAGGAAAAUGUAACUCUCAAUUUUACAUUAAUUCAAUCCAAUCCACUAUUUUGAGCAACUCUUUCCUCUGUUUUUCCCCUGUUUUGUCCAACUUAUAUGAUUUCCUUUGUAAAACCCAACUUCUGAUUUUCCCUAUUUCAUGGAAUCAUUGAAUCAAUCAUCUAGAUUUCCUUACCAUUCUGAUAAUCAAGAAAACGACGUCGAAUUUUCAGGGAAAGUAGAAAUCUUUAUCCAUCAUGCUAGGAACAUACACAACAUAUGCAUAUAUGACAACCAAGAUGUUUAUGCAAAAUUCUCCCUUACCUACAACCCGGAUGAAUUGGUUUCGACUCGGGUUGUUGUUGGAGGAGGUAAAAACCCGGAUUUCGACGAGAAGUUAGUAUUGAAAGUUAAGCAAAUUGAUGCUGUGAUCAAAUGUGAGAUUUGGAUGCUAAGUAGAGUUAGAAACUUGUUGGAAGAUCAACUUUUGGGUUUUGCUUUAAUCCCAAUUUCUCAAAUUGUUAAUCAAGGAGGUAAAAUAAGUUGUCAAGAUUAUAGUCUUUCUUCUACUGAUCUCUUUCAUUCACCUGCUGGAAUUGUUCAAUUAAGUCUUUCAAUCUCAAAAAACUUCUCCUCUGUUUCUCCUCUGUUUUCCUCUGUUAAUCAUAAUUUCUCAGGAAAUUCAUCAAUUUCUUCUGAAGUAGUUUUGUUAAACCCUAAUGAUUAUUCAAGAGUAGAAUUUCCAGAUAUAAAUGCAGCUACAGAAGAUCAAGUUAUGGUAUCUGAGUACUUUAAUUCGAAUUCGAACACUACUUCUUUAGGCUCAUUUCUUCAUUUAGGGUCUGUGAUAAAAGCAGAGAAUAAUGAUUAUGAAAUGGUACUAAAUUCUUCUGAAGAGAAUGAUAAUAACUCUUCAAAUGAUAUUAAUCAAGAUUAUGGGAUUUCGAGCUCGAAAAAAAGUGUAAGCAAUGAUCUAAACACGGAUGAAUCAAUCUCAGCUGGUGAUCAACAAACACCAACAUCUCCAACACAUGAUGAAACAGGGGAAAAACAGAGUAAGGUGGAUGAUGAGAUUGGAAGUAGGAAUCAAAGUGAGAAAAUUAAUGAAAUUGAAGAUGUCAAAGGUGAGAUUUCAGGGUAUGGGAAUUCGGGUCGAGUUAUUCCAGGUCGGAUCAGGAAUUCGGGCCUCGAGGUUGAGCAGGCAGCAAUGCAGAAGCAAAUCAUGGAUAUGUAUAUGAAAAGUAUGCAACAAUUUACAGAGUCCUUGGCAAAUAUGAAGCUGCCCAUGGAUCUUGAUCCCGGAACGAAUAGCGAAAAUUCGGGUAAUGUGAUUCGGAUUAUAGAAAGAAGCAAUGAUUUGGAUCUUGAGAACAAGAAGAAAGAUGGUUCAAGAGUGUUUUAUGGUAGUAGGGCUUUUUUCUAAAGUGGCAAAAAUAUUUUUCAAAAAAUUGUUAGAUAGUUGAAGACUACAACAUCAUGAUGUUUGGAAGAUAAUCUAAUCUAGUAAACAACAAAGUAAGUUUUUUCAAUUUUAUGUUCUUCAUUUUCGCGCGUAAUUUAGUUGAUGUUAUGGUCAAUCGAUGUUGUUAGUCUUUCUAAAUUAGUUAUGUUAAUCUCCCUAAGUUCUAAGUGUUUUUAUCUUUGGUUAGUUUGUUAAUAAUAAUCUAUGUUUUGGAUCUUUAUAAAAAGCCAAAGAAUGAUAACAUGGUGAUCUUUGAUUUUUCAAAA